AUGAAUGCUAGGAGACCAUAAACAAAGAUGGCGUCGGCACAAGCGACGAUUGUAGAAGACUUGAAGGAUAGGAGAGUCCCUUCAGCUCUCUAUUGGACCACCGAGCAUGUCGCCGACUGGAUAGAAGAGUUGGGAUUCCCACAAUAUAAACCAUGCAUUGUGACAAAUUUAAUAAAUGGGAGGAAAUUAUGUUGUCUCCAUGCAUCAGCAUUUCCAAAGAUAGGAAUAACAGAUUUUGACCAUAUUAAGAUUAUAUCCAAAAACAUAAGAGAUCUAAUUUACUUAGAAGAACCAUAUUGGAAUCGUUGUAUAUCUAUUCCACCUAAAAAUAAUUUAGGUAUGUACUUGGAAAUGAAGUCACACACAGGAAAGAAUAUUGAUACUACAACCUUCAAGCAAAUGUACAACAAAAAUCCUGAUCCAAAAUGGCAGCCACCUUUGUCCAAUCAAUGCUUGAUUUUGCCAAGAGACUAGACAGUUUAGCUGUCCUGUAAGCCUUUAACACUAAUUGUUUUUAAAACAAACAAAAUAUGAAGGGACAAAUAAAUAUUAAACAUGAACUUGUAAAAAUAUUGCUCAAUAUGAAAUUUGAUAUUUUAUAUUUUUUCAGCAGUUUUUAAUAAUUUUACUAUGUAUUGCAAAAGUUUCAUGUUGUUACUAAUAUUGUACUGAUACAUUUUAGAACAUGGCUUAUUGUCAUAAAAUUUGCAUUAGUAUAAUUUUUGUUUUUAUUCCAAAAUUUUAGUCAUGUCUUUUAUAAUGAAGAAAACAAAAUAAUAGUAGUCAAACAUGGAUGUUUUGAAUAUGUAAAAUAUACCUAGUUGUGUUCUAACUAGUGUAAAUAAAAUAGUCAAAACUGCUUUUAGAAUAGCCUCUACCUGAAUGUUAUCUACCACCAAAAGUUUAAAAUUGUAAUGCCAAUGAUAUCAUCAAUGUAUAUUCAGCAUAUUGAAAUAAGGCAAAGAUAUUGGUCUGUGACUAAGAAACCAAUUGUUAACAUCCAUAAAGUUUUUCAUUUAUGAAAGCCUUUUAAAAAAUAGGUAUUAAACACCUUGAUCAUU
Molecule: messenger RNA, 1061 nt
Organism: Physella acuta
Lineage: Eukaryota; Metazoa; Mollusca; Gastropoda; Physidae
Product: sterile alpha motif domain-containing protein 15
Molecular function (GO): protein binding
Source: RefSeq, a predicted model, not a curated record